Molecule: messenger RNA, 624 nt
Organism: Laccaria bicolor S238N-H82
Lineage: Eukaryota; Fungi; Basidiomycota; Agaricomycetes; Agaricales; Hydnangiaceae
Exons: 4
Coding region: 1-624 (207 amino acids)
Source: RefSeq, a predicted model, not a curated record
AUGACCCCCACGACCCGGCAACUGAGUCUGCAUCCCGUCGUGCAUCGACUCACGAAGGAAAUUUCGUUUAAUCCUUCUAACGAACCCGCCUCCAUACCAAGCCCGCUCAUCCAACAACAACUCUUUGCCAUUGGCCGUAGGCAGACCUCUCACACGCAUCAAUCGUCUCAUCGGUUGGGGCCACCUGCUCCGCUAUCCUGUCAUUCUCCUCUGCCAAAGCUCACCCAGCGCUCAGAUCUUCUCGGUAACCUCAUUCCCGACGCUGUAUUCGUCGUUACGUACAUGGUAUACGUACCACCCAGUGGCCCACUCUCUGCCUUUACCACAAGAAUUCGUUGUCUCUGGGCUCAACGUUCACACAGUGUAGAUUCUCGUCGCCACCAUGCUACCGUAACGUCACACAUACGCAUCACUGAUUGGGCUCUUGGUCCUCGUCUCUUCUCGCGUGGACACCGACCUCUAUGGCGGAUGGGGGGCGUGGCUAUUGCACAUAGCUUGACCAAUUCGUGUUGGGAUACUACCCAUGUCAAUGUUAUCUCCCAAAACAUGAACGGCCACUCGUUAACUUUCUACUUUCACAAGUUCCACAACGACGAUGACUGGUAUCAAGUAAAAACUGGGUAG